AUGGGGGCGCGGCUGUCGCGGGCACUCAAAAGGUGGCGCCCAGUGAGCGGCGCCCUCCUGCUGGUCUCUGUGUGGCUGGCUCUGAUCACCGUCAUCAACCUCGGCUCAAACCUGGGCUCAAACCUCGGCUCAAACCUGGGCCAUCUCGCCCUCAGACACGAGCCGCUGUCCCGCGGGCAGGCGAGCCACCCCCACAGCCCUGAGUCUCCCCUGACCAGCGGUAACCUGAGGGCCGACUUGGCCCGGGGCAGGGACCUCAUGGCGCCCAGCGUACUGAACCAACAGACGGCGGACGCUGUCAAAAGUGGAAUUAAAAGUGGCCGCCGCAUGCAAGAGAUUAAGGUCGUUGAGAUGGUGGGCUUAGAGUCACGUGGUUACAGCCGCGAGAUGGUGGGCUUAGAGUCACUGUCACGCGGAUCUCGCCGGGCUACUGGGGGCGGGGGCGGGGGUGACAGCUUGAUAGAAGGGGGGCCGGGAGAAAUCGAUACAAGGGCUAUCACUUUGAAGGGGAUUAGCCCGGGCAUUGAGGGAGGGGAGGUAAAUCUGGGAGAUUUGCUGCCAAAUUGGGCCCCUGAGCCCAGCACGGCCCCUCCCUUAUCGGACAUUCCGGAGCAGGGAGGUCCACAAGUAGGAGAACGGCCGGACCAGGACCGGUCAAUUUCCUCUCGUGCUAAAAACUCGCUAUCAGCAGACGACAGCCUCGAUCGUAAAGCAAGAUCUGACACAGUCGGGGCGGCAGACACGACGGGUCGGACCGGAUUACAAGAGAAUGGCAAAUCCGGUGGCGGCCAUUUGCGAGGACUGAGCGAUGAAACACAGAAGAUGACGUUUUAUGCUAGGGACAUGGGGCUAGGGAUCGAUACUCAUUUCAACGGCGGGGAGCAGGAUAAAGCCGGCCAAAUGGAAGAGCGAACUUAUUCACGCUCCAUCUCAGUCGAUUCUAGUCGGUACACCGCACGCCCGGCCCCACCCCACACCACACACCCGGCCCCACCCCACACACCACCCCUGACCCGGACCCACGGUGAAAAAACCCCGCACGGGCUGAAAGCAUCUCGGCGUAAAUCAAACGAACAGAGUCUAGUUGCUAUGCAAAUGAAGACCCCAAAUAGCAAGCAGAAACCUCCGCCCGUCUAUAGCCUCAUCGAUCAGAAAGUACACCCGGUGACUCCUCAAAUGAACUCCGGUGUAAAACAUCCUAGCCGGCUCUUGCCGUUCGGUCAUUCUGUCGAGACGGCAGAUGAUGGCAACCGUACAAGACAUCACGGCACGGCUGACUGGCUGCAAGACUUGACUGCCGGCCGCGUCAGGGAGAUGCCGGGGAAUGUUUUCAGCCCUCAGACGUCUCACUUUGCGAGAUUAAGAAAUCUGGAAUCUAACUCAACUCUGGCCGGCAAGUCUACCUCAACUCUGGCCGUCAAGUCAAACUCAACUCUGGCCGGCAAGUCAAACUCAACUCUGGCCGUCAAGUCAAACUCAACUCUGGCCGGCAAGUCAAACUCAACUCUGGCCGUCAAGUCAAACUCAACUCUGGCCGUCAAGUCAAACUCAACUCUGGCCGUCAAGUCAAACUCAACUCUGGCUGUCAAGUCAAACUCAACUCUGGCCGGCAAGUCUACCUCAACUCUGGCCGUCAAGUCAAACGGACGGGCAGAUUCUAUCCGGAGUUUUCCUGGUCGAAGACGCGAGACACUGGAACACGGUGGCUUCCAUCUUUAUUCAUAUAACGCCAGCGCCAGCGACAUGCUGCCAUUGGACAGGGAUGUGCCGGACACGAGGCCUGAGGGGUGUAACCAGAUACCUGCAUACAAGACGCCAGACCUGCCCAGAGCGACUGUUGUCAUUUGUUUCCACAACGAGGCUCUGUCCGUUCUGCUACGCACCGUUUACUCCAUCUUACGUCACUCACCACCCCAUCUGCUGGACAGUGUCAUUCUAGUGGAUGAUUUCAGCACGUCAGAUGAGCUACAAACGACCUUGACCGAUGAGCUGAGCUACUUGCCGGACAAGGUGGUGCUGACCAGGACAAGACAGAGAGAAGGCCUGGUUCGUGCCAGACUUUUGGGUGGCAGUAUGAGCAGCUCUGAUGUCAUUGUUUUUCUCGAUGCACAUUGUGAGUGCAAUGUUGGAUGGUUGGAGCCACUGCUGUACAGCUUAAAACACAGCCCAAAGAAGGUGGUAACACCCUACAUUGAUACCAUCAAGGCAGAAAGCUUCCAGUACAAGCAGUCACCACCACGCCUUAAAGGUGGCUUCAACUGGAGGCUGGAGUUUGGGUGGCGAGCAGCCUCAGCCAAGGGGGAUCAUUCUUGGCAGGAAAAAGACCCCAUUCAAACACCUGUGAUAAGUGGAGGCCUCUUUGCUAUGUGGCGUGUCUACUUCACAUCUCUGGGAGGUUAUGACCCCCAACUCAACAUCUGGGGUGGAGAGAACUUUGAACUUUCCUUCAAGACCUGGAUGUGUGGGGGCAGCAUGGAGAUCCUGCCCUGCUCACGGGUCGGCCAUGUCUUCAGGUCCUCAUUGCCGUACACUUUCAUUGGUGACAGGGAGGAGGUUGUGCUGAGGAACCUUGGCCGUGUGGCCAGUGUUUGGAUGGAUGAGUACGCUCAGAUCUUCUACGCUGCUGUGAAGGUUCAGAAUGAGAGUGACAUUGGGGACAUCACAGAAAGAGUGGAGCUAAGGAAGAGCUUAAACUGUCAGUCUUUCAAAUGGUACUUGGAUAAUGUUUUCCCCCAGAUGGACAUUGUUAAACCAGAUACUGUGGAGUAUGGGCAAGUUAGAAACAAGGGCUCUUUGAUGUGUUUUGAUGUGGUCAACUCAGCAACGGAUUUCUUUGUAGGCCUCACACCUUGUCACAAUGGAAGGAAUCAGACCUUUAGAAUGACUUCAGCUAAUAGACUUGUACAAGGUGAGGCUUGUAUUGUGCCAGGCAGGAACAAGCAGCUGACCUUAUCUGUCUGUAGACACAAUGUGACCUGGACUUAUCAGAAUGGCUUACUGCGAUUGGAUGAGACAGAUCUGUGUGUGACAUCAAUUGACAAUGAGGCUGUCCAGCUCCUGCCUUGUGAGCGUGGCCACUGGACAGAUGUCGUAAUAUCAAAUCAAAGAUCAGACCAGCCAUCUAAAGAGACCAAAGUCUUCUCCAAUGACCAAUACAAGGAUUCUAAAAUUGUUCCCACAGACACCAGAAGUUUUCAGCAGUGGACUUUUGAUUAUAGUUUUAAUUGGAAAAGAAGAAGAAGAAGGGGUGAUUGAUUUUCUUAGUAGUAAUUAAUCAAUUUUUGUUUCACCUGUAAAUAAUUUUGUUUAACGUGUAAAUAAUCUUUCACAUGAUUUUGAAUUUGUAAAAUUAACUUUUGAUUAAUGUGACAUUAAUACCAAUAUAGAGAUACUAUUUAGCAAUGUUUCCACUCUUGUUUUUAUGCCCUGUUACUGAGCAAUAACUUUUAAAAUUCCCAAAAUUUGUUAAAACUUAAAAAAAAAACUAAAAUAUUUUAAUCCUUUAAUGGGUCACAAGCUGAAACUUUUUUAAAUUUCAAGAUUUCUGUCCCUUUAGAUAUUCCCACUCUUAAAAACUUGUUGUAUUAUUUAACCAAACCAGUGAGCAAUAAUUCAACUAAUUAUCAAGCAAUUGACAUUAAAAAGUCCUCUAAUAGUAUGGAUGGUGCCUUAGAUCUCCCAUUGUAUGUUUGUUUUCAUUCAUAAACAUUGAUGUGGGUAAAAUACUCAACUAUUCAUAAGGGAGCCUGCAAGUAUUAUAACUAUCAUUUUUAUUAAUGGAGUAUUUUUUAAAGUUUCCAUGACUAAUUUCCUGUUUAAUGUUUGAUUGAACUAAUACAGUUAUAAAAUAAAGAUGUUCCAGUCAUAAGUGAUGUGUUGUUCCAUGAAGAUGGGUUGUUUAUAAAUUGUUUUAUAAAAUAGGGGAGGACUCUAUGGAAUUGUUACAAGGAGUGGGUCAAGCCUGUCUUAUUUUGUCAUAUCAUUUGUGCAUGAUCCCUAAAUAAAAUUGUUCAUAAAUCAUAAUGUGAAAUAAUAAUCUGGAUACAACUUCAUCGCUGUCAGUGUAGGUCUAUAUUUUUAAAUGUUUGUUAAUAAAAUGUUAGGAUAGCACAUUUUUUAAAAAGUGUAUGUCUAUUUUUCAUAUGGAAAACUAGGCCUACAUUGUUACUUGUGAUUGAACAUUCAGUAAAAAGGCCACUAGAUAACAUGUUUUGAUUUUUAUCAAACAUAAUUAGUUUAUUAUUCAUUAGUGCCAUCUUUUUUAAAUUGAAUGGCAGUAAUUUAAAGCAAAUGCCCCCCCCCCCAAAUAUAUGAGUGUAUGAUGGGCAUCUGAAUACCUCCACCAAUGGAUGUAUCCUGUGAUACUCAGUUUCUUGAUCUCAAGCUGUUUAG
Messenger RNA from Physella acuta, 4392 nucleotides. Its product is annotated as polypeptide N-acetylgalactosaminyltransferase 5. Gene Ontology annotation, cellular component: Golgi apparatus. Gene Ontology annotation, biological process: protein O-linked glycosylation. The record is from RefSeq and is a predicted model, not a curated record. NCBI's taxonomy places the organism in Eukaryota, Metazoa, Mollusca, Gastropoda, Physidae. Gene Ontology annotation, molecular function: polypeptide N-acetylgalactosaminyltransferase activity.